AUGGAUGAAGCGAGUGGAUCACCAUCCGCACCGAACGGACCAGAAAUUGACAUGCCGGCAAACUUGCUCCCAUAUAAGAGAACGGAAUAUCCAGAUGUCAUGCCUGAUGCGUCUAAACUUGGCUUCUGCAUACUUCAUUUCGAGGGAAUAAACAUUGUCGUGCGGAAUGCUAAAAAGAAUUUGUCUCAAUACCUGUGCGGUCGCUGA
Molecule: messenger RNA, 207 nt
Organism: Cylicocyclus nassatus
Lineage: Eukaryota; Metazoa; Nematoda; Chromadorea; Rhabditida; Strongylidae
Source: the annotation of a GenBank genome assembly